Messenger RNA from Tauraco erythrolophus (red-crested turaco), 1677 nucleotides. The record is from RefSeq and is a predicted model, not a curated record. NCBI's taxonomy places the organism in Eukaryota, Metazoa, Chordata, Aves, Musophagiformes, Musophagidae.
GAGCUGCUGGCGGAGCGCUACCACUUCAACAUGGGGCUGCUGAUGGGUGAAGCCAGCCCUUUGCCAUGGGCGGACGGGAAGACUAUCAAGAACGAGGUGGACCUGCAGGUGCUGCAUUUGCUGGGGCCAAAGACUGAAGCUGACCUGGAAAAGAAACCAAAGGCUGCAAAGGCCCGGAUAGCCCCGGCGGAGAAGCAGAAGGCAGCUGUGGUGGAGAAUGGUGAGGAAGGCACGGAGACACGGUCGCUGCUGGAACAGCUGCGAGGAGAAGCCCUCAAGUUCCACAAGCCGGGAGAGAACUACAAGACGGAAGGCUACGUGGUGACGCCCAACACCAUGGCUCUGCUUAAGCAGCACCUGGCAAUCACAGGUGGGCAGGUGCGGACACGGUUCCCUCCUGAGCCCAACGGGAUCCUGCACAUUGGCCAUGCCAAGGCCAUCAACUUCAAUUUUGGCUACGCCAAGGCCAACAGUGGCGUGUGCUUCCUGCGCUAUGAUGACACCAACCCUGAGAAGGAGGAGGAGAAGUACUUCACAGCCAUCCGGGAGAUGGUGGAGUGGCUGGGAUACCAGCCCUAUGCAGUGACCCACGCGUCAGAUUACUUUGACCAGCUCUACACCUGGGCCCUGGAGCUCAUCCGCAGAGGCCAAGCAUAUGUCUGCCAUCAGAAGGUCGAGGAGAUCAAGGGCCACAACCCACCGCCCUCGCCGUGGCGGAACCGGCCCAUAGAGGAGUCACUCCUGCUCUUCGAGGACAUGCGAAAGGGCAAGUUUGGGGAGGGGGAGGCCACGCUGCGGAUGAAGUUGGUGAUGGAGGAUGGGAAGAUGGACCCCGUCGCCUACCGUGUCAAGUUCACUCCGCAUCACCGCACCGGGGACAAGUGGUGCAUCUACCCCACGUAUGACUACACACACUGCCUCUGCGACUCCAUCGAGCACAUCACACACUCCCUCUGCACCAAAGAGUUCCAGGCCAGGCGCUCCUCCUACUUCUGGCUGUGCAACGCGCUGGAUGUCUACUGCCCCGUGCAGUGGGAGUACGGGCGCCUGAACCUGCUCUACACUGUCGUCUCCAAGAGGAAGAUCAUCCGGCUGGUGGAGACGGGUGCUGUGAGGGACUGGGAUGACCCACGGCUCUUCACACUGACAGCCCUGCGCCGGCGAGGCUUCCCCCCCGAGGCCAUCAACAACUUCUGUGCCCGGGUUGGUGUGACGGUGGCCCAAGCGACAAUGGAGCCACAUCUGCUGGAGGCAUGUGCACGGGAGGUGCUGAAUGAGCAGGCCCCCCGCGCCAUGGCCGUCCUGGAGCCUCUCAAGGUCACCAUCACCAACUUCCCUGCCCUGAAGGCACUCGAGGUCCUUGUGCCCAACUUUCCAGCCGAUGAGAGCCAGGGUUUUCACAAAGUGCCCUUCCAGCCCACCAUCUACAUCGAGGAGACGGACUUCAGGGAGGAGGUGGACAAGGGCUACAAGCGCCUGGCCCCUGGGCAGCCGGUGGGGCUGCGCCACGCUGGUUAUGUGAUUGCCGUCCAGAACGUCAUCAAGGACGCCAGCGGGCACGUGAUCGAGCUGGAGGUGACCUGCACCAAGUCAGACGUGGCAGAGAAGCCCAAAGCCUUCAUCCACUGGGUAUCGGAGCCGCUGGCGUGUGAAGUGCGGCUCUACGAGCGGCUGUGA